CAUCUGAAGAUGUUGAAGAAACCCUGUCUUUAUCAGAAAGCAGGAGCUAUCCAUUAAUAGAAAUAAAACAGUACAUUGAUGUUCAGAAUAAAGAACUAAAGAAGGAAAUCGCAAACAUCACAAAAGAAGUCGCAGGCUGUAAAAAUUACAUUGAAACCGAACAAGAAGCCAAAAUAGGUUUGAUCUCAGAGGAAUUAAAAAGCUGUGUAGAAAAAGUACACACGAUUCAGAUCUCAACAGAGAGCUCAAGAAAAACCUCACAGAGUAUGUCUAGAAAAGUUGAAGAAAUGAAAUCACAGCAGUCCCAACAGAGAACUGAGUUAGAAAAUUUAACCAGUGAUGUCAUGGCCCAUUACAGAGAGCUGAAAGCCAUUGAAACUCAGACCACCUCCAUGGAUACAAAGAUGCUGAAAAUGUCUAAUGAAAUGUUGACUAUUUCCAAGACUUUAAAAGUCAUAGAAGAACAACCAGGAAAGCAUGUGAUAGCAUUUAUUGCUAGCUGUAUCUACAACCUAAAGGAGCCUUCUGUAUUCUCUCCCUUCACCAACUUCACUAGCAUCUCCGGCAAUGAGUCUGGCCAUUUUGACCCCCAAAAAGGUGUUUUCACUGUCCCGGUGGAUGGCAUGUACCUGGUCUGCGUGUCCCUGGCGCUGGUCUCACCCAGGGGGUCGCUGAGAGUUAUCGUAGUCCGUAACAUAGGGGAUGAGGAGUCUCUGGAAAUCUGCAGUGUUGGGUUAGAUGAGUCCCAGAAAGAAAACUCCAGUACUCUUCUUAGUAAGCUCAAGAUGGGAGACAACCUGCACAUCAUUCUCCGUGAGAGUUCUGGAUACACACAGUUUGAGGCUGAAGUCAACUUUGCUUGUGCCCAUUUAAGAUAAAAAUAUUUUUUCUGUUUGCUUUAUCAAUAAUGACAAUCUUUUACAAUUUAUUUGCUAAUUGAUACAUUGAGAUCUAUUCAUAUGAGUAACUAUUAACUGGGUCAGCUGUGUUUUUAUUUUGCAUCUUGGUUUCAAAAUGUGUGAUCAUAUCUUGAACCAAUAUUACACAAUGAUUCCCUUCCUACAAAAGCUUCAAUUAAUAAUAAUAUAAAAAUGAAAUGGAAUCCAUAAUAUAUUUAUAGACUCUCUGGGAAAGUUUUUAAAAAUGGGAUUUAAAACAGUCUGAUUCUAUAAAUAUAGAUAUUUUAUGUUUGUCUAUAUUCACCUAUUUUAAGUUAGGCUGAAGUCAACUUUGCUUGUGCCCAUUUAAGAUAAAAAUAAAAAGAUUUUUUUUACAAUUUAUUUGCUAAUUGAUACAUUGAGAUCUAUUCAUGUGAGUAACUAUUAACUGGGUCAGCUGUUUUUUUUUUGUUUCUAUAAAUAUAGAUAUUUUAUGCUUGUAUAUAUUCACUUAUUUUAAGUUAGGCUGAAGUCAACUUUGCUUGUUUCCACUUAAGAUAAAAAAUGUUUUUUUUUACAAUUUAUUUGCUAAUUGAUACACUGAGAUCUAUUCAUAUGAGUAACUAUUAACUGUGUCAGGUGUUUUUUGAGUCUAAUUUAGAGUGCAAGUCCAGACAGUGCAUUCUUUUGACAUUGCAUUUUUUUUAGAACAGAAAGAUGUGUUCCAAUAUGUACUAAUGUACAUGCAACUAUGAAAUUUUGUAACCUCCUUACUUUUAGUUGUUACUUAAUUUACCUAUUUGAGAUGGCAAAUGGCAGACUAAACAACUGAUAACCCAAAAGUCUUUGAAUCCGGGUUCAAAUCUCAAGAAUGUCCCUGAGUCCACCCAGUGAUGGGUACCUGACUCACGGUAUGGAAAGUAAAGGCGGCUGGGCAUAGUGCUUACCACAUUAUCCCUUCACAUGUCGAGGUCACAGAAACAAGUGAACUCUACUUCCUUUGCUUCACGGGCUGUUAGGUUUUAAAGGAAGCUUUACUACUACCUCUAUUUACCACCUAUAUUACACCUAUAUUAAUAUAUUUCAUCAUUAUUUCUGCAGUUUAUUUUAUGAUAUAUAUAACAUUUGACAUGUCUAAUGAUCUCUUACAAAAUAUCCCAGCCAUCUAACAACGAAUAAUUAUUAUCUUUAUAGUAAUUGACAAGGCCCAUGUAAUAGUCUAUAUAAAAAUUUCCAGCAAAUUUUUUUUAUUAAAUCAAGCUUUUUGUAGUAGUUAUAGAGUAAAUAUACUUGCAUUUAUCUAUGUUUUUAUGUAUUAUUUUAUGAUUUUACAUAAUGAAAAAUUCUCAACACAUUUAUCUUUUUCAUUUAUAAUCUCAUGAAUAAAAAAAUUUAUAUUUUUUAA
Molecule: messenger RNA, 2283 nt
Organism: Physella acuta
Lineage: Eukaryota; Metazoa; Mollusca; Gastropoda; Physidae
Molecular function (GO): protein binding
Source: RefSeq, a predicted model, not a curated record